CGCUGACGAGAAAAGUCCUGCGUAAAACGUGCCAAGACGGUUCCAGACAUGGAGAAAUCAGUCAGGUUCGCUGUGGUGUGCGUUGGAGUGUCUCUGCUCAUCUCCUGCUAUUCAGUCGAAGCCUGGUACAAGCAGACCACCGGUCCCAGUUACUACUCGGUUGGUCGCGCCUCAGGUUUGCUGUCCGGUAUCAGGAGGUCACCGUACGUCCGGAGAUCCGACUCCGAGGAGACGCUGAUAGAGAGCGGAGAGACAGUCGGUAACAACGUAAUCCCGGAGAGUUCCAGGCAGAUCUCCAUUCUCAAAAGCAUGGCCAUCUGCGUGAAGGACAUCUCUCCAAACCUGAAGAGCUGCGAGCUGAUGCGGGACGGGACGGGCACCUUCCAGUGCAAGGCGGACGUCUUCCUCACUCUGGACUCCCUGGACUGCCUGUCCGCGUGAGUCUCGAUCGGACUCGUCCUCCGCAGAAUCCCGGGAGCACUGCUGUGGAAACCGGAAAAAAGGAAAGAAGUAACGAGGAUGCAUGAGUGUGAGGGUUUGGUGGCGACUCCCGGGAAAGACCCACAAAUUGUCAAUGACGGACCGCUGCAGACUCUGAAUGUUCUCUUAUUUAAAACCCCCAACAUUGUUCAGUUUUGCUUUUGUUGCGUAGACAUGAGUGUAAAAGAAAAAAACAAGAAAAACAUCGGUGUGAGAGAUGUUCGCUCAAGCAGUUUUCUUCCCAAAUUAUUUCUCAUCUUUAGUGUUUGAACCCUGACAUUUACCUGUGUUGCCAAACUGUAUUAAAUAUACGAGAAGUCGA
Molecule: messenger RNA, 802 nt
Organism: Pelmatolapia mariae (spotted tilapia)
Lineage: Eukaryota; Metazoa; Chordata; Actinopteri; Cichliformes; Cichlidae
Gene: npb
Product: neuropeptide B
Exons: 2
Coding region: 49-441 (130 amino acids)
Biological process (GO): G protein-coupled receptor signaling pathway; feeding behavior
Molecular function (GO): G protein-coupled receptor binding
Source: RefSeq, a predicted model, not a curated record